Messenger RNA from Brenthis ino (lesser marbled fritillary), 648 nucleotides. Lineage: Eukaryota; Metazoa; Arthropoda; Insecta; Lepidoptera; Nymphalidae. The record is from the annotation of a GenBank genome assembly.
AUGGGUUUGAUCAGGAAAACAAUCAACUGGUAUGCAAGAUUAGCUCCCAGUCGUGGGCGGUCAAAGCCGCCUUACGAGCAUGUCGUACAAAUUGGGGAUCCGACGUUACGUAAAAUUUCUGAGCCGGUGCCGGUCGAGAAAAUAAAAUCUAUAGAAGUUCAAAACGUGAUACAAAAAUUAAAGUAUGUCCUUCAUAAAUAUGGCAGUGUUGGAAUGUCUGCACCUCAAGUUGGUGUCAACAUAAGAAUAUUUGUUAUAAGACAAACCCCUAAACAGAUCGCAUCAAUACCUGCAGAAAUAAUUAAGCAUAAAGAUAUAAGCGUUAUACCGUUGACUGUUUUCAUUAAUCCCACACUUAAAGUGGUGGAUUAUCAAAAAUUCAUACACCCUGAGGGAUGUGAAAGUGUAAGAUCAUUUUCAGCAGACGUUGCAAGAUAUAAGGAAGUUCAAGUUACAGGCUAUGAUUCAAAAGGAGAAGAAAUAUUGAAAGUUUUUAGAGGUUGGGCAGCAAGAAUAGCUCAACAUGAAAUGGACCACUUAGAUGGAAAACUUUAUACAGAUGUUAUGGAUCGAAAAAGUUUACAGUGCACUUGCUGGGAGGAAGUAAACUUAUCAAAAGGAAAAGUUGUUAUUCCUUUUACACCAGAU